This is a messenger RNA of Hydractinia symbiolongicarpus, 3741 nucleotides long. RefSeq names its product slit homolog 2 protein-like. Lineage: Eukaryota; Metazoa; Cnidaria; Hydrozoa; Anthoathecata; Hydractiniidae. The record is from RefSeq and is a predicted model, not a curated record. The coding region runs from base 1118 to 3643 and encodes 841 amino acids. Gene Ontology annotation, cellular component: extracellular matrix. The transcript has a single exon. Gene Ontology annotation, molecular function: calcium ion binding; protein binding.
AAUCGACUAAAUUUUUUAUGUUUACAAUUAAAUAAAAUCAUUUUUUUUAUAUAUAUAAACAAUAAUAACAACAAAGUUCUAUAAAGGGACCUUACAUUCAUCACAGUUACAUUUAGAUCCGUCCCACAUUUUAAUCAUGCUUUUAAAAACUUUAAGGUUGUCACAUCGUUUCAAAUGUGAUGGUAGGUUAUUCCAAAUCUUUGGUCCCAGGGCUGAUAAGCUAUUAGUUCCAAAAGUCGCGGUCCUUUUCCUUGAGACUACCAAAUUAUUUGUAUUUUGUUCUCUGACUGUCCUACCGUUAUCAUUUAAACAAAAUAUAUCUUUCAUAAAAAGAGGGCUGCUGUUAUUUAUAGUUUUAGAGAUUUCUAUACACAAUGACCGUAAGCGAUUUACAUUCAUGUGACUCUUGCUGGAAUUUUUAAGUAAAUUUUCGUAUGUACUUACCGUAUCAUUAUACAGAAAUCUUAAUGCUCGUUUUUGUAUCAUAUCGACUUUAGAUAAAGAUUUAGAAGAAGAAAAAAUGCCAUAUAAGGGAACAAUAAUUGAAAUUUGCGUAGAUAAAACUUUGAACUAAGAUAUAUUUUGCUUGAAAGGAUAAGAAACUUCUAAAUCGAAAUAAGGCAUUUAGUUGGGCUGAUGCUUUGCGACACAAAUCACUAACGUGUCUGUCAAAAUUUAAUUUAUUGUCUAUAGUCACACAAAUCAGGAAAGCAUAGCGUCGGAAAUAACAUCGUCAACAAUUCUUUUUGUAAAACAAAAAGUGGUACGAGCGUUAUUUUUUAUUCGCUUAUCUUGUCAUUUAAUUAAUCUAUUCGUUUAUCUUAAUUACAUCAACUUAAUGAAGGAAAUAAAUGCAUAUCAAGCUUAUGAAAGGAAUAUAAGCGAAGCUUAUAACUCAUUUUGUAAUAAGAAAAGUUUAAAAGAAGGAAACGUAAGAGAACAAGACAUCUUUAUGCAUUGUUUGUUUCUGUUUACAUUACGUUAAAAUCCGGAGGUUUCGAUUAAAAAAACGGUUAAGUAAACUGUAACUGAAAUAAAAUAACAUAUAAGCAACGCUAGAGGAGGGAGCAUAGUUACAAAAUAAAGUUUAUUAAAGAUAGAAUUAAAUGUUUAUCGGAUGAGAAUAAAUAUCAAGUUUGACGUAGCAGGGAUGGAAAGAAAACAGAAAGUGAGGAGAUCAAAAACAUUAUUGUUGUUUUGGUUUAGUUUAUUUUGUUUAACUUUUGAAAACAUCAAUGGAGCUGAUAAAACACAGACUGAAACAGCACUGGGUUGUAGGAUAGAUAAACAUUUAAACACAACAAGAGUAAAUUGCACAUCUUCUGGUCUGCAAAAUAUACAUUUAAAAAUGAUGCCGAAAAACACAACUCAUUUGUACAUGCGCGACAAUAACAUCGUGACAUUACAUAAUAUUAGUUUUGCACGGUUCACUAGUUUAAAAGUUUUGGACCUGAGUGAAAACAGUAUCACACAUCUACCAGCAUUGAGUUUUGCUGGUUUAGAAUCCUUACAAACUAUAAAUUUGAGUAACAAUAAUAUCACUGAUCUUGAUCCAAACGCUUUCGCUGGCUUAGUCGAAUUAAAAUACGUCAAUGUUUCAAAUAACGAUAUCGCUGUGUUACAACCACAUUUAUUCGCUCAAAACAGGAAGAUAAAAAGUAUAGACGUAUCAUGGAAUAACAUAAACACGUUAUCAGAAGAUAUAUUCGAGAAUCUAUCAGAUUUAAUCCAGUUGGAUAUUAGCAACAACAACAUAACGGAGCUACAGGAAUCCUGUUUUAAGGGAUUAUAUCAUGUCGAGCAUCUGUUGUUAAACAACAACUAUUUAAGAAAACUUCCAUUAGGCCUAUUUAAGACUUUGCGGAACUUGUUGACGAUUAAACUGAGUCAUAACGAACUACACAGUGUGGAAAAUUUAUUUACAAAUCUUUCUAAGUUAGUUGAAGUGAAUUUAGAUCACAACAAUAUCGAGAAUGUAACUGCAGAUGCAUUUAAUAAAAAUCUGAAAACACUUUCCUUGAGAUACAAUAAAUUAUGGAACUUAUCACUAAUUUCAAACUUGCAUGUGAGAAACCUAAGACUUGAUGGGAACAGCUUCAAUCAAACGAACAAUACUUUAAAUUUGAAAAACACACAAAGCCUUUCAUUAACUAACUGCAAUUUUACAUCAGUGUCAUUGUUACCUUCGGAUCAAUUGGAGUUUCUAGAUCUAUCUGAUAAUAAUUUAAGCACAGUGAACAUAACUGCACCGAAAUUGACACAGUUACGUUUAUCGAAAAAUCAAAUCAAAUAUAUCAGAAAUAUUAUAAUCGAGCACAUUAAUGUAUUAACCCUUGAUUUGUCCAGCAAUCAAAUUGACAGUAUCACAUAUUUAGCGCUGACAAAUAUUCAGAAUUUAAAUCUUUCCAAUAACAACAUUACAAGUCCAUCAUUUGGAAGAGAACUGAAUCAUUUGAAAAGUCUUGUAACUUUGGAUUUGUCGAACAAUCAAAUUAGUAAAUUCUCAAAUUUUGCCUUCCAAAAUAAUUCCAUGCUACAGAAUUUAAAUCUAUCUGGAAAUAGGAUCAAAGAUUUACCUAUCCAUUUCCUUCAAAAUAAUAACUUGCUUUCUAUCAUUGACUUGAGCAACAACGCAAAUUUGAAAUGUCGAGAAUGUGGAUUAUUAUUAUUCAUCAAUUCACUUCGGACGAGUGUUGUAGUGAAAGGAUCGUGCAAUGAUUCAUAUGGAACUCAACAGAAUUUAUCGCUUUUUCGCACAGGCUAUGACUUGAUGAAGUCCAAUUGCAAUAUAUGCUCACUUUAUCCUUGUAAACACAACGGAGCCUGCAGGUACAAUGUAUCAUCUGAACAAUCUAAUUGCAUUUGUUCGGCAAAUUACACUGGUAGGAUCUGCGAAAAAUAUAAGCAAUCUUGUGUCUUGAAUCAAAGUUGUGGUUUAUGUAACGAUAACGCUUGCUUGAAUAGAGGAAAAUGUAUUGAAACAAGCGCAACUGAAUUUGAGUGUAAAUGUUCUGCAAAUUACACUGGUAAAACUUGUGAGAUCAAAGACAACAUUUGUACACAAAAUAAAUGUCAGAAUAAUGCCACCUGCACCAUUAUUGAUAGAAGCAAUUUCAAAUGCAAUUGUUCUGCAAAUUACACUGGACAAUUGUGCGAAAUUAAAUUGUCGGCUUGCCAGAAUAACACGUGUUUAAAUGGAGGGACAUGUAACUCCAUGUAUAAAGGGUUUAUUUGUACCUGUUUAUCUAAUUUCACUGGAAUGCAUUGCGAAAAGAACGCGUUAAAUAAUUCACUGAAUGCGUGUUUGAGUAGUCCUUGCAAGAAUAACGGUUUGUGUAAAAGAUUUAACUCUACUUAUAAAUGCAUUUGUGUAGGAGGUUUUAAUGGCGAACAAUGUGAAUUCACUGGAUCUAAAAACGUCGAUUCGAGCGAAGAUAACACAACAGAGAGUGUAAAUGAUACUAAGGUAGGAAUUGUUGUGACAAUAUUUGUUGUUAUCAUAAUCCUUUUUGUUAUUUGUGGACUAAUGCAUCAGAAGAAACAUGGCAGAUUUCCGUUUAAUAGAAAUUCAGGAAUUACUGAUUUGUUCCCUGGUCAUAAUUUCAAAAGACUUGAUGACAAUGAAUUGCAAAGAUAUAUUUAAACUUACCGUUCAAUAUGGCAUCAUUUUUGGUUAAAAAUUCAACCAUUUAUUUAUGUUAUACGAGAGAAUGUGUAAUUAUUAUAAUUGCUAUAUCAGAA